Molecule: messenger RNA, 972 nt
Organism: Yamadazyma tenuis ATCC 10573
Lineage: Eukaryota; Fungi; Ascomycota; Pichiomycetes; Serinales; Debaryomycetaceae
Source: RefSeq, a predicted model, not a curated record
AAUUUGAUUCCGUCAAUCUUCUUCCACCUAAUUGUCUAGUGUUCACCAUUAUUCAUUGUUGACAAUGCUGCUGUGGCUUCCAACUCCUUAUGAGGACCCUUUCUUGAAAUAUAGACCUUUCCCCAAGGAAUUGUCUACCAACCACUAUGCCAACCACUGGCACGAAAUCUUGUUUAUGGUGGUGUUCUACUUUACUAUCCAAAAAAUUUCCCCCUACAUCAGCAAAAAGUACUUUGGCUCUCACUACACAUCCCUCAGCAAACGGACCCAGAUCGACUUUGACAUCCAUGUGGUGUCAAUGGUUCAAUGUGUUGUUUCACUCGGUCUGAUUCUUCCCAUGUGGAACAAUCAGUUCUCUCUCAACCGAGUGAAUGACACGGUAGGAUCGGUUUACGGCUAUUACCCGUACGGUGGGCUUGUGGCGAGCUUGGCCAUCGCAUACUUCAUCUGGGACACAUACGUGUGCUUGAGACACUUUCUGUCAUUUGGUUUUGGGUUCUUAUUCCACGGAGUGGCCGCAUUGUUUGUGUUUGGCAGCACCUUACAGCCAUUUUGUAUGUCUUGGGUGCCCAGCUUCCUCUUGUUUGAGGCGUCCACCCCGUUUGUGAAUGUCAAUUGGUUUUCUUCCAGGCUCCCAGGAAUUGUUCCCGAAAAAAUCGUGGUUGUCAACGGGAUUCUCUUGUUGAUUAGUUUUUUCUCUGUCAGAAUCUUGUGGGGGUUCUACGCCAUGUCUCUUGUGGCCACCGACUUGUACAGGACCUGGGGAAUGAAUCAUUGGGUAUUUCCGGUGGGAUUGGUGGUGAUCAACCUUUCGCUCGACGCAUUGAACGUGUAUUGGUUCUACAAAAUGCUUCGGAUUGCUGCUAAAAAGAUCCGGGGAACCAAACUGCCCAAACUGUUGGCCAAGGAAGCAGCUGAAAAAAUUGACUAACCUAUAUAUUACAAUAGACAUUUGCUGAAUGCUAGCGGCAC